Chilo suppressalis (striped riceborer) is the source of this 624-nucleotide messenger RNA. The record is from the annotation of a GenBank genome assembly. Lineage: Eukaryota; Metazoa; Arthropoda; Insecta; Lepidoptera; Crambidae.
AUGCAGUCGAAUAACGAAAAGAUCAAUUUUAAUAAAUUCAAUAUGUUUAUCUUGGACUGGUUCACUGGUGUUCUUGGAUUCUUGGGGUUGUGGAAAAAAUCUGGCAAACUACUAUUUUUGGGCCUGGACAAUGCAGGAAAGACAACACUCCUUCACAUGCUAAAGGAUGAUAGAUUAGCACAGCAUGUCCCGACACUCCAUCCAACAUCGGAGGAGCUAUCGAUAGGCAGCAUGAGGUUCACAACGUUCGACUUGGGCGGCCAUCAGCAGGCGCGGCGCGUAUGGCGCGAUUAUUUCCCCGCGGUGGACGCCAUCGUGUUCCUCGUGGACGCGUGCGACCGCGCGCGCCUGCCAGAGUCCAAGGCCGAGCUGGACUCGCUAUUGACCGACGAUACGCUCAGCAACUGCCCCGUACUUAUCCUGGGAAAUAAGAUCGACAAACCUGGCGCAGCCAGUGAAGAUGAGCUGCGACAGUUCUUCAACUUGUACCAGCAGACUACGGGGAAGGGCAAAGUAUCCCGAUCGGAAUUACCGGGGCGGCCGCUGGAGCUGUUCAUGUGCUCCGUCCUCAAGCGACAGGGUUACGGCGAGGGUUUCCGCUGGCUCGCGCAGUACAUCGACUGA